This is a messenger RNA of Humulus lupulus (European hop), 1479 nucleotides long. Its product is annotated as soyasapogenol B glucuronide galactosyltransferase-like. Bases 1 to 1479 code for a protein of 492 amino acids. The transcript has a single exon. Lineage: Eukaryota; Viridiplantae; Streptophyta; Magnoliopsida; Rosales; Cannabaceae. Gene Ontology annotation, molecular function: UDP-glycosyltransferase activity. The record is from RefSeq and is a predicted model, not a curated record.
AUGGCUUUUGAGCUUGAAAAUGAUCAGUUAAGAGUCUUCUUUCUCCCUUACUUCCUAGCAGGCCACAUGAUCCCAAUGGUAGACAUAGCCAGACUAUUCGCCGCUCACGGCGGCGCCGACGUAACCAUCGUCACCACCGCCGCCAACGCCGCCACUUUCCAAAACUCCAUCGACCGCGACACCGAAGCCGGUCACCGAAUCAGAACACACCUCCUCCCUUUCCCUUCAUCCCAACUCGGCCUCCCCGACGGCGUCGAGAAUAAAAACGUCGCCGUUUCAGCGCACAUGUGUAGCCAAAUCUCCCAAGGCAUCGCACUGCUCAAAGAACCAAUGGGACAGUUGCUCCGCCAAGCCCGGCCGGACUGCAUAGUCAGCGACAUGUUCCACCCUUGGACCGCCGACGUGGCGCUCGAGCUCGGAAUUCCCAGGCUGGUUUUUGACGGCAGCAGCUAUUUCCAAUUCUGCGCUGCUUCGGCGGCUACCGUAAGUGGUGAAAACGACGUCGUUUCGCUACAGGGUUUGCCGCACAAGGUUGAGUUGCUUAAAUCGAAGAUACCGGAUUGGAGUGGAUUUGGGUCUUCUUUCAUGGAAGCAUUGGCAGAUUCGAGGAAGAAAUCUUAUGGAGCUAUCGUGAACAGCUUCUCCGAGCUCGAAUCUGAUUACGAAGACCAUUUUCGAAACAAGCUUGGCUCAAAAGCAUGGAGUUUAGGACCGGUUUCUUUCUGGGUUAACAAAGAUUUCUCAGACAAAAUAGAAAGAGGCAACAACAAGAAGAAGAACAACGUUAACAACCAAGAUUUGAUAAACUGGUUGGAUUCGAAAGAAGAAAACUCAGUUCUUUACGUUAGUUUCGGGAGUCUCACGAGGCUCCCGACGACACAGCUCGUGGAAAUCGCUCAUGGUCUCGAAGCUUCGGGUCACCAGUUCAUCUGGGUAAUCAACGAGAAAGAGACCCAAGAAGAAGAAAUAGAUCGAAGCGGAGCACUGUUUCUGGAGAGUUUCGAGGAAAGAAUGAAGAGAAACCAAAAGGGUUUGAUAAUAAGAAAGUGGGCACCGCAGUUGCUGAUUCUAGACCACCCGGCGAUCGGAGCUACGGUGACUCAUUGCGGUUGGAACUCGAUCCUCGAAGCAGUGACGGCGGGCUUGCCGAUGGUGACGUGGCCGCUGUUCGCAGAGCAGUUUUACAACGAGAAGCUUUUGACGGAGGUGGUGAGGAUUGGAGUGGGCGUGGGAGUCGAGCGGUGGAGCUUUGACUGGUGGCGUGUGAGUGAAGAGACGGCGGCGGCGGUUGGGAGAGAGAAGGUGGAGAAGGCGGUGAGGUUUGUGAUGAGCGAUGAGGAAGAAGAGGCUUUGGAGAUGAGAAAGAGAGCGAAGAAGCUUUCGGUGGCUGCGAAAAUGGCGGUGGAGAGUGGCGGUUCGUCUUGGUCAAACUUGGUGGCUUUGGUUGAUGAGCUUAAGUCUUUGAAGAUUCAGCCAUAG